GCCCGGCGAGGAGCGGGCGCCGCCCGCCCCGAGGCUGAGCCGCUGCCGGGAGCGCCCGCGGGCGGCCCGCUCCCGGCCGGAGGAGGAGAAGGAGGAGGAGGUGUAGGACCAUGCUGGCGGGGCUGGGGAGGGCGGUGCGGAGCAAGUGGCUGCUCCCGGUGCCGCUGGGCAGGCGGGAUGACCGCCCGUCGCCCUCGGCGCCUCAGGUGUGGCUUUGGAAGAACGCUGGAGCUUGGAGGGGCUGGGAAGGAGCACCUUACAGCACAUUGGUGCCAUCUGAUGAAGUAACUAUUAAUUACAGACAUGGUCUUCCUGUGAUAACUCUUAUGCUGCCCACAAGAAGAGAACGCUGUCAGUUCACUGUUAAGCCAGUGGUGACCACUGUAGGAGCAUUCCUGCAGGAUGUGCAAAGAGAAGAUAAAGGAAUUGAGAGGGCAGAAGUCUUUGCAACAGAUGGUAGCAAGGUCUCUCAUGCAACCUUGAUGGAGGUCUUAUUGAUGAAUGACUUUAAACUUGUUAUCAACAACACAGACUACAGUGUGUCACCUCCUGUAAAAGAUAAGCUGAAUAGUGAGCAUGCUACCGAAAUGGACGAUAUCAAAUCCUUGGUUCACAGACUGUUUGUAGCCCUACAUUUAGAAGAUCACCAGAUCAGGAAAGAGAGAGAAUUGCUACAGAAAAUGGAUCACCUCAAAGAAGAGCUGUUGCCCCUUGAACAGAUGAAAGCCAGAAUCAUAAACAGUGCAGAUGCAAAGACCUCCAGGCUUUUAUGGGUUGGCUUAGCUCUGAUGUCAACUCAGGGGGGAGCAUUGGCGUGGCUCACGUGGUGGGUCUAUUCGUGGGACAUCAUGGAGCCAGUCACGUACUUCAUCACUUACGGGACUGCCAUGGCUUUCUAUGCCUACUUUGUUCUUACUAAGCAAGACUACGUUUACCCUCAUGCCAAGGACAGGCAAUUUCUCCACUACUUCUAUCAGAAAUCCAAAAAACAGCAUUUUAAUGUGGAACGAUACAACAAGCUCAAAGACGACCUAGCAGAGGCAGAAGAAUCCCUGAGGCGUCUGCGCCAACCUCUGCACCUGAGGCUUCCCAUCCAGGAAAUCAAUGACAAGGACUAACUUUGUUUUUGUAUAUAUUGGAGUUGCCCUUUCAAAGCUGAUAUGAACAUUUAAUUGAAAUUGAAACUGGGCAUUUUUGACCACUAUAGUUUUGAAAGUUGAUUAAAUAUCUAUUAAAA
Messenger RNA from Corapipo altera (White-ruffed manakin), 1237 nucleotides. It is a transcript of the gene MCUB, whose product is annotated as mitochondrial calcium uniporter dominant negative beta subunit. The record is from RefSeq and is a predicted model, not a curated record. Gene Ontology annotation, cellular component: mitochondrial inner membrane; uniplex complex. The coding region runs from base 111 to 1118 and encodes 335 amino acids. NCBI's taxonomy places the organism in Eukaryota, Metazoa, Chordata, Aves, Passeriformes, Pipridae. Gene Ontology annotation, biological process: calcium import into the mitochondrion; mitochondrial calcium ion homeostasis. Gene Ontology annotation, molecular function: calcium channel inhibitor activity. The transcript is spliced from 8 exons.